UGAUAUGUCAUUAAAAUAAUUGUAAUGGAAUCAGAAUUGUCAGAGGAAAGCACUUUACGUCCACAAUUUACAGUAGACGAUUUAGAUAUUGAAAUAUUACCACUUAUAUACGAAAUAAUUCGGAGUGUUGAAAAAGAUCCACAUGAUACUACACAAAAAGCUAAAGAGUCACAAGAUACGAGUCAUAAAAUAUUAGAGCUUCAAAAGAAAUUAGAUUCUGCAAGAGCACAGAUUAGAAGGUUACCAGGAAUUGAAUAUAGUAAAGAAGAACAGUUGCAAAAACUUGAAACUUUACGUAAACAGCUUAGGCUUAAGCGGGAAUUGUUAUUGAAGUAUCGUAACAUGUGUACAUUUGAAAUUCCAAAAAUAUAAAUACCUUCAUUAAUUCUGUUAGGAAAACAAAUUAUAUUAAUAUGGGUUUUCUGCGUAUGCUAUUUGCAUAUUU
Messenger RNA from Eufriesea mexicana, 445 nucleotides. It is a transcript of the gene MED9, whose product is annotated as mediator complex subunit 9. Gene Ontology annotation, biological process: regulation of transcription by RNA polymerase II. The transcript has 3 exons. NCBI's taxonomy places the organism in Eukaryota, Metazoa, Arthropoda, Insecta, Hymenoptera, Apidae. Gene Ontology annotation, cellular component: mediator complex. The coding region runs from base 25 to 372 and encodes 115 amino acids. The record is from RefSeq and is a predicted model, not a curated record. Gene Ontology annotation, molecular function: transcription coregulator activity.